This is a messenger RNA of Parasteatoda tepidariorum (common house spider), 1323 nucleotides long. RefSeq names its product SPRY domain-containing protein 7. Lineage: Eukaryota; Metazoa; Arthropoda; Arachnida; Araneae; Theridiidae. The record is from RefSeq and is a predicted model, not a curated record.
AGCAGAAGCGUCGUAGCUAAAUACAUUUUAUUUUGCUUACUUUUACUUUCACUAUCAAAAUGUUUACACCGAUGUUCAAGAUGGCAUCGUGUAUGAACUGUUUCAAACGUUGUUGUGACGGAAAUGUUGGAGGGAGUUAUGUUCAAAUGCGAGAGCAACCCGCUGUUUUACUAGAUACAUCACACAUGGGUCAUGAAGUGGUAAUUGUUAAAAACGGACACAGAGUAUGCGGUACUGGUGCUGCUUUGGCCAAUGUCCCCAUUGUACAGAAUAAAGCUUAUUUUGAAAUGAAACUACAACAGUCUGGUGUGUGGGGUGUUGGUGUAGCGACGAGACACGCUGAUCUGAAUAAGGUUCCAUUAGGAAGAGACAAGGAAUCGUGGGUGUUGACCAGCGAGGGAACAAUUGUACACAAUGGAGAUAUUUUGUAUAAACUAUCAGAAAUGCCUUUAGAAGGGGACAUUGUAGGAGUUUCUUAUGACCAUGUUGAAAUCAACUUUUUCAUAAAUGGAAAGAAUGUUUUGUGUCCUGUUACUGGAGCUAAGGGCGAAGUUUUUCCCGUUUUGUAUGUUGAUGAUGGUGCGAUACUUGAUGCAGCUUUCUCCACUUUUACUCAUCAGCCUCCAUCAGGAUUUGACAGAAUAAUGGUUGAAAAAUCCUUGUUGUAAUUUCAUCUGCAAGAAAAGCUAUUUUCAUAUCCAUCAUCACAAUAGUUUUUCCAGUCUGGCCUCUCUUUUGUGGGAUUAACCCCUUCAUUCCUGUUUUGUUUUUCUUUUUUUAAAUGAUCUUUUUCGAUAUUUAAAUUUUGUUGAGGAUUCACACACUAACACAAAUCUGUUAAACUAGUUUACGGAAAUUGUUGCUUUAAUACAAUAACAUUGUAAUUUUUUCUUUUUUAAAUUAUAAUAACAGACAUCCAGUAAAUGAACAGAAACAAAGAAAAUUAUUUUACCUAUGCUCUGAUUUUAUUAAAAAUAUUGCAAUUCUAGUUUUCAAAAAAAGAAUAUCGCCAACUUGUUUCUGCUGCAUAUAAAUAUGUAUUUUCGUAUGACGAUUACAGUGUUCCAUUCAUUUCAAUAUCAAUCCUAUUCUGUUUGAGGCAUUUUUCAUUUCUUCUGCCAUCAUUUAUUUAAAAAUAAUUUUUUAUCUGGUCUACGAAAAAGAAUCUACAUCAAUAAUAUAAAGGGUAAUAAGUUAAGUCAAUGAGACGAAUUACAUUUAAUGAUCUUCAUCUUAACGAUGUCUUCAACCUGUGUAAUAUUUACUGUGUUUUGCAAUCACAAUCUUAAUAUAUAUUUUUACAGUCCUUUUCAGGAAUGAAGU